Messenger RNA from Bubalus bubalis (water buffalo), 2726 nucleotides. It is a transcript of the gene XAB2, whose product is annotated as XPA binding protein 2. The transcript is spliced from 19 exons. NCBI's taxonomy places the organism in Eukaryota, Metazoa, Chordata, Mammalia, Artiodactyla, Bovidae. Bases 108 to 2675 code for a protein of 855 amino acids. Gene Ontology annotation, cellular component: Prp19 complex; U2-type catalytic step 2 spliceosome; post-mRNA release spliceosomal complex. Gene Ontology annotation, molecular function: protein binding. Gene Ontology annotation, biological process: mRNA splicing, via spliceosome; generation of catalytic spliceosome for first transesterification step. The record is from RefSeq and is a predicted model, not a curated record.
CGGGAAGAGUUCAGCCAAUGGGAAAUUAGUCUGGUUCGAGAUAGGAGGCCUUUAGGCAUAGACGUCAUCAUACCGCGACUCCUGUCCGUAUCUGGAGAACCUGGAAAAUGGUGGUGAUGGCGCGGCUUUCGAGGCCCGAGCGACCGGACCUUGUGUUCGAGGAAGAGGACCUCCCCUAUGAGGAGGAAAUCAUGCGGAACCAGUUCUCUGUCAAGUGCUGGCUCCGCUACAUCGAGUUCAAGCAGGGGGCCCCCAAGCCCAGGCUCAAUCAACUGUAUGAGCGGGCGCUCAAGCUGCUGCCCUGCAGCUACAAACUCUGGUACCGCUACCUGAAGGCCCGCCGGGCGCAGGUGAAGCAUCGCUGCGUGACCGACCCCGCCUAUGAAGAUGUCAACAAUUGCCACGAGAGGGCCUUUGUGUUCAUGCACAAGAUGCCCCGGCUGUGGCUGGAUUACUGCCAGUUCCUAAUGGACCAGGGACGUGUUACGCACACACGCCGAACUUUCGACCGGGCCCUCCGGGCAUUGCCCAUCACCCAGCACUCUCGUAUUUGGCCCCUGUACCUGCGCUUCCUGCGCUCACACCCCCUGCCUGAGACUGCUGUGCGGGGCUACCGGCGCUUCCUCAAGCUGAGCCCUGAAAGCGCUGAGGAGUAUAUCGAGUACCUCAAGUCAAGCGACCGGCUGGAUGAGGCGGCGCAGCGCCUGGCCACCGUGGUGAACGACGAACGCUUCGUGUCGAAGGCCGGCAAGUCUAACUACCAGCUGUGGCACGAGCUCUGUGACCUCAUCUCCCAGAACCCUGACAAGGUGCAGUCUCUCAACGUGGACGCCAUCAUCCGCGGGGGCCUCACCCGCUUCACCGACCAGCUGGGCAAGCUCUGGUGCUCGCUGGCCGACUACUACAUCCGUAGCGGUCACUUCGAGAAGGCUCGGGACGUGUAUGAGGAGGCCAUCCGGACUGUGAUGACCGUGCGGGACUUCACCCAGGUGUUUGACAGCUAUGCCCAAUUCGAGGAGAGUAUGAUUGCGGCGAAGAUGGAGACUGCCUCGGAGCUGGGGCGGGAGGAGGAGGAUGACGUAGACCUGGAGCUACGUCUGGCCCGCUUCGAACAGCUCAUCAGCCGGCGGCCCCUGCUCCUCAACAGCGUCCUGCUGCGCCAGAACCCGCACCACGUGCACGAGUGGCAUAAGCGUGUGGCCCUGCACCAGGGCCGCCCCCGUGAGAUCAUCAAUACGUACACGGAGGCUGUGCAGACGGUGGACCCCUUCAAGGCCACCGGCAAGCCCCACACGCUGUGGGUCGCGUUCGCCAAGUUUUACGAGGACAACGGGCAGCUGGACGAUGCCCGCGUCAUCUUGGAGAAGGCCACCAAGGUGAGUUUCAAGCAGGUGGACGACCUGGCCAGUGUGUGGUGUGAGUGUGGAGAGCUGGAGCUCCGGCAUGAGAACUACGACCAGGCCUUGCGACUUCUGCGGAAGGCGACAGCGCUGCCUGCCCGGCGCGCUGAGUACUUUGAUGGCUCAGAGCCUGUGCAGAACCGUGUGUACAAGUCUCUGAAGGUGUGGUCCAUGCUGGCCGACCUGGAGGAGAGCCUCGGCACCUUCCAGUCCACCAAAGCAGUGUACGACCGCAUCCUGGACCUGCGCAUCGCCACGCCGCAGAUUGUCAUUAACUACGCCAUGUUCCUGGAGGAGCACAAGUACUUUGAGGAGAGCUUCAAGGCAUACGAGCGUGGCAUCUCGUUGUUCAAGUGGCCCAACGUGUCGGACAUCUGGAGUACCUACCUGACGAAGUUCAUUGCCCGCUACGGGGGCCGCAAGCUGGAGCGGGCACGCGACCUCUUUGAGCAGGCGCUGGAUGGCUGCCCUCCCAAAUAUGCCAAGACGCUGUACCUGCUGUACGCGCAGCUGGAAGAAGAGUGGGGCCUGGCGCGGCAUGCCAUGGCAGUGUAUGAGCGUGCCACCAGGGCUGUGGAGCCUGCGCAGCAGUACGACAUGUUCAACAUCUACAUCAAGCGGGCGGCUGAGAUCUACGGGGUCACCCACACCCGCAGCAUCUAUCAGAAGGCCAUUGAGGUGCUGUCUGACGAGCAUGCCCGGGAGAUGUGCCUGCGGUUUGCUGACAUGGAGUGCAAGCUUGGGGAGAUCGACCGUGCCCGGGCCAUAUACAGCUUCUGCUCGCAGAUCUGCGACCCCCGGACGACCGGGUCCUUCUGGCAAACGUGGAAGGACUUCGAGGUCCGGCAUGGCAACGAGGACACCAUCCGGGAGAUGCUGCGGAUCCGCCGCAGCGUGCAGGCCACAUACAACACGCAGGUCAACUUCAUGGCCUCGCAGAUGCUCAAGGUGUCGGGCAGCGCCACGGGCACCGUGUCCGACCUGGCCCCCGGGCAGAGCGGUAUGGAUGACAUGAAGCUGCUGGAGCAGCGUGCUGAGCAGUUGGCGGCGGAGGCUGAGCGGGACCAGCCCUCAAGGGCCCAGAGCAAGAUCCUGUUUGUGAGGAGUGACGCCUCCCGGGAAGAGCUGGCUGAGCUGGCCCAGCAGGCCAACCCGGAGGAGAUUGAGCUGGGCGAGGACGAGGAUGAGGAUGAAAUGGACCUGGAGCCCAACGAGGUGCGCCUGGAACAGCAGAGCGUGCCAGCCGCUGUGUUCGGGAGCCUGAAGGAAGACUGACUUCUGCCCCUGCCCACUCUGCCUCUCCCCUCAAUGAAGCUUGUGUUUGUA